Messenger RNA from Arabidopsis arenosa, 2460 nucleotides. NCBI's taxonomy places the organism in Eukaryota, Viridiplantae, Streptophyta, Magnoliopsida, Brassicales, Brassicaceae. The record is from the annotation of a GenBank genome assembly.
GGCUCUAGCAAUGUAUGUGUAGGAAGCUGACGUGUACAAACGGAGCUCUCUUCUCUGAGAAUGAAACUCACCACAAAUGAUCUCUUCGCUUCUCAACCAUUAUUCCACUGCCCCUGCUCCUCCUCCUCCCGUCCUCGCCGCCGAAGUUUCCAUGGCCUUCAUUUCCCGAUCAAUCUCACUACUGAGAAGAAUAACUCAUUAUCCAUCGUUGCUCUUUCUGAUUCCGAUCUUCCAUCCCGAACCGCCUUCUCCCGCCGCGCUUUUCUCCUCGCGCCACCACUUCUAGCCUCUGCUGCUUCCUUGUUUCUCAAGCCGUCUGUCUCUUUAGCCUCCGAGGAGAGCUCUUCCGCUACAAAAACUUUACCUGCGGAAUCAGCAGCUCCUCCUCCUCCUGCGACCGCCACUGCUCCAUCGCCGCCGCCUGCACCCGUGAAUAAGGAAGAGACUAUAACCUCGAGAAUCUAUGACGCGACGGCCAUUGGUGAGCCGAUGGCUAUGGGAAAAGAUAAGAAGAAGGUCUGGGAGAAGCUGAUGAAUGCGAGAGUUGUGUACCUCGGCGAGGCAGAGCAAGUGCCUACCAAAGACGACAAAGAGCUUGAACUCGAAAUCGUUAGAAACCUGAGGAAGAGAUGCCUUGAGAGCGAGCGUCAAAUCUCUGUAGCACUAGAAGCAUUCCCUCUUGAUUUGCAGGACCAGCUUAAUCAAUACAUGGAUAAGAGGAUGGACGGAGAGACAUUGAAGUCUUAUGUGACACAUUGGCCUGCUCAACGUUGGCAAGAAUAUGAGCCUCUUUUAAGUUACUGUCGCGAUAACUCUGUUAGACUAAUUGCUUGUGGCACUCCUCUCAAGGUUUUAAGAACUGUCCAAGCAGAAGGUAUCCGUGGUCUUUCAAAAUCUGAGCGUAAAUUAUACACUCCCCCUGCUGGUUCUGGGUUUAUUUCAGGAUUUUCUUCCUUCUCACGUAGAUCUACAUUUGAUAUGAGUCUCCCAACACAGAUUGUUCCGUUUGGACCAAGUUCUUAUUUGUCGGCACAAGCAAGAGUUGUUGAAGACCAUACAAUGUCACAAGUUAUUUUACAAGCAGUAGCAGAUGGAGGGGGUAGUGGUCUACUGUUAGUGGUAACAGGGGCGAGUCAUGUUGAGUAUGGCUCAAGAGGAACAGGUUUGCCAGCAAGGAUCUCAAGGAAGUUUCCAAAGAAAAACCAAGUUGUUGUAUUACUUGAUCCUGAAAGACAGUACCUGCGAAGAGAGGGCGAAACUCCAGUUGCUGAUUUCUUGUGGUAUUCUGCAGCAAGACCCUGCAGUAGAAACUGCUUUGACCGAGCAGAGAUUGCUCGAGUAAUGAAUGCAGCUGGCAGGAGGCGAGAUGCCCUUCCACCGGAUAUUCAAAAUGGAUUAGACCUUGGUCUGGUGUCACCUGAGGUUCUGCAGAAUCUCUUUGAUUUGGAGCAGUAUCCUCUUAUUUCUGAGCUUACUCAGCGGUUUCAGGGUUUCCGAGAAAGGUUGUUGGCAGAUCCAAAAUUCCUGAAUAGAUUAGCUAUCGAAGAGGCUAUAUCAAUAACAACUACAUUAAUAGCACAAUAUGAGAAGCGGAAAGAGAAUUUCUUUGAAGAAAUCGACUAUGUUAUAACUGAUACAGUGAGAGGAUCAGUAGUUGAUUUUUUCACAGUUUGGCUUCCAGCACCAACUUUGUCUUUUCUUUCAUAUGCUGAUGAGACCACUGGACCAGACAGCAUAGACGCCCUGAGAGGCCUCCUAGGAUCCAUACCUGAUAACGCAUUUCAAAAAAGUCUUGCUGGAAGAGAGUGGAACCUGAAUCUUAGAAUUGCUUCAGUUGUUGUUGGUGGCUUGAAGCUUGCUGGUGUUGGAGUUGUUUCCAGUUUUGCAGCUGUGGGAGCUUCAAAUGCAUUGAAUGUAGUACGAAAGGUCAUUAAACCCGAGUUGGUUGUUUCUGAGAAACCUAAGAGGUCUCCUCUUCUGAAGACGGCAAUGGUUUAUGGAGGUUUUCUGGGAACAUCUGCAAAUCUUCGUUACCAGAUAAUUGCGGGAUUAAUAGAGCAUCGCCUUUCUGAUGAGCUUUCCUCUCAACCUCUACUUGUAAAUGCUAUUUCAUUUGUUGUCAGGACCCUAAACUCAUAUUUCGGAACGCAGCAAUGGAUCGAUCUUGCACGCUCUACAGGUCUGCAAACUCAGAAAAGCAUCCCAGCCUCUAAAGAAAUUCCAGAGGCUUUGGAAGAAUCGCCGGUGGAAUGCGAUACUACUACUGAAGAGGAAAGUAUCGACAAGCUCAAUAAUCAAUGAUACUGGUGAGGCUACCCCAGUAGUUAUCAAUUAAUAGUUGUUUGCCAUAAGCUUUAGAUCGUAGAAAUGAGCAUAAUAAUUUCACAAUUCUUAAGUUGUAUGUUCGUAUUUGUGCUUCUUGGCAAUUAGUGAUGGUUUCAAUAUAAAUUUCUUGUCUUA